Molecule: messenger RNA, 639 nt
Organism: Arctia plantaginis
Lineage: Eukaryota; Metazoa; Arthropoda; Insecta; Lepidoptera; Erebidae
Source: the annotation of a GenBank genome assembly
AUGUGGGCGCUGAAGCCGAUGUUCGACGAUGCUGAACGCAAUUUUCCAUUUGAUAUGUGGAUGCCAGUUAACCCGGAAAUAGCUGUCCAGUACUACAUCGGCUACGCUUUUCAACUAAUAACUAUCUGCAUCAGUGCCUAUAUAUAUUUUGGAGUAGACAGCGUCACCUUCUCCGCAGUUAUCUUCGGAUGUGCACAGUUGGAUAUCAUCAAGGAAAAGAUCAUGAGCAUAACUCCAGUGUAUGAUAGACAACGAAGUGAAGCUGAAGAAAUCCAAUCCAAAAAUUAUGAGAAGCUCGUCGACUGCAUCAAACAUCAUCAGGCUGUAGUUAAGUUUACGGAUCUCGUGGAGAAUACUUACCAUUCGUACUUAAUGUUCCAACUCGUUGGUAGCGUUGGGAUCAUCUGUAUGUCAGCGUUGAGAAUUAUAGUUAGCGAAGACCUCCACACAGUUAUGUACAAGUGCGUAUGGUACGAACAAAACCUAAAGUUUAAGCGGGACUUGUACUUCGCCAUGAUGCGCCUGAGCCGCCCUCUAGUGUUGCGCGCCGGGCUCUAUUUGAGGCUAUCUAGACAAAGUUUUGUUGCUAUACUCAGGAUGUCUUACUCCUACUUUGCAGUGCUGAAUCAGACAAAGUGA